AGUGUGUGUAGCAACCGGGGAAGGGGUUGAGUUCAGCUCAAGCAGAGACACCUUACAGACACGGACAUGGACUUUCAACGUUAGCUACAAUUAGGUCGGACGGGGCAGUACAGAAGAAGAGUUCGUUUGUAGCGUGACAGAAACAUUUAACAGUUCUACAAAAUGGGUGUGGAAGAAAGCCAGAAGUGACCCCUGCUCUGGCAAGAAUGGCUGUGUGAGAGGCCAAAAAGAAUCCAUCGAUCACCACCAAGGGCAUUCUGACGAUUCUGAAGAAUUCAGAUGCGUUUCAUGUUGCUGUUCAGCCGGCAGGGGAAGCUGCGACUGCAAAAGUGGUACACCGCCACAGCUGAGCGUGACAAGAAGAAGAUGGUCAGGGAGCUGAUGCAGAUAGUGCUUGCUCGCAAACCAAAGAUGUGCAGUUUUCUAGAAUGGAGAGACCUCAAGAUUGUCUAUAAAAGGUAUGCCAGCCUAUAUUUCUGUUGUGCAAUUGAAGAGCAAGACAAUGAGCUGAUCACACUGGAAGUCAUCCACCGCUUCGUAGAGCUGCUUGAUAAAUACUUUGGCAGUGUGUGUGAACUGGACAUCAUCUUUAACUUUGAGAAGGCCUACUUCAUUUUAGAUGAGUUCCUGAUGGGAGGAGAGAUACAGGACACGUCUAAGAAGAGUGUACUUAAAGCCAUUGAACAAGCUGACCUGCUGCAGGAGGAGGACGAAUCCCCCAGGAGCGUAUUGGAGGAGAUGGGAUUGGCAUAGUGCACAGCAGGGUUGUGAGAGACUAUAGAAACAAGGCAGGGGGCGGAACCGUCUAGGAUGAAACAUGCUUGAUUCUGUGUAUUUGCCUGUCUUUGGAGACUGAUGAACAGUGUUUCACUGGGGAGGAGACUCUACCCAGUUGACAGGCCCUUUAAGUGUGUGUGCGUGUGUGUGCGUUUGUGUGCGUGCAUGUGUGUGUGUGCGUGCGUGCGUUUGCGUGUGCACACGCACACACGCAAUAUCUAAGUGUGGGGUUAUGGAAAUCGGCUAUGUUUAAAUUUUUUUGUGUGGCUGCAGCAAAGUUGUGUGCUCAUAUUUUGAAAGGGGUGGAAAGGAGCUAGCAGAAGAAAGGAACCCACAGUGGAUGCAGAUGUUUGUGUCAUAAUGAGGCAGAUUUGCAGUUUGACAGAAGUUUUAUGCAAAAAGCUGGUUAGACAGACACAUCGUGUCAUUAAGGUUUGUUGGGUACUACAUUAGGACUAAGACUUGGUCAGGAGUUUGGUAAUAAGACUGAAGAAAAUAGCCAGUGCUGUAAAACUGAAUGAGCACAUGACCACUACAAGCACAUCAGCUGAGCUUGAAUCAGAAAACCAGGUCUCACUAUGGGUACGCUGGGUAAUAUUUUUAGGAUUCACCUUCAUUCUCAGUUAUAAUUUAGAUAAUAUGGCAGCUCCAGUGGCUUCAGUUGUUGUCUUGUGCAUUAGAUUUAAAACCAUGUAUUGUCAUGGUGCUCUCAGAUCUUGCUGGUAAAGAUGUACGUAAAACGUUAUGAUAACCAAUGGGAUUAAGGGCCAGGUUAAAUUAAAUUAGACUUGUUUUGGUUUUUAUGGCUCCAUUCUGACAUUGUUCUUGUUACACCCUAAUCCAGAGGUGCUGUCAAAAUAUUUCUGUCAGUAUGUCAUAUUUAUUUCAGCUGUAUUUGGUAUUUUAAAGUUUGUCCUGUUUGGAAUUUUUUCCUUUAUUUUCGAUUGGCCCAUCUUACUGAACUCAAUGGUAAUAAACUGCGUCAUGAAUAAUGAGCCAAACACAGUUGAGAUUUGCACCUAAAACAACUUGUUUACAUAUGAACCAUCUAUAUGUCCUGUAAGUGGACCUAUGUAUCUGAUGACACUGAAAUUAUGAGUUUGUCUUAUGCAGUUUAACUAAGUGCAUCAAAGAAUCACAUCCCACUUAGUUUCCCUCCAUAUAGAAGGAAGCACUGAGAUGGAAUUAAAAGCAGCACAGAAAAGUGUUGGAGUUGGACCUUCACAUUGUUCUGUUGGUACUAAAAACUGGUACUGCAUGUUAGGAAGGGAUUGAAAGUACAAGCCAAUGGAAUUAACUGGCUUUUAGACAAAUGUAUUUUACUGUUCGAUCCACAUUUUUACAGUGCUUUAGCUUUAAUAUUUGAAUGUGGGUAAAUCUGAUGUCCAUUUAAAUGCCAGCAGAAUGGGUUAGGCAGAAUGAGCAAUGGCAGCUCAGGUGACAUAAAUCAGGAAAGGAAAAUAGAAAGCUCCUCUUCCUACUAAUUUUGAGCUGUUUAGGGGUGGAACAGUUGCACAGUCAUGUUGGGUCUUUAGGUUUAAGUUUAGGGUGUGGCUUGUCAGUCUAGCUCAACAUACUGUAUCAACAUGAUUUUCUUAAUGAACUGAAAAGAUGUCUCAGGCUUAACCUCCCUUCAGUUUGAUUUAGUUUAGAUGAGCUUGUCAUCAGGCAAAUCAUUUCGUCUAAAUCAGUAGGGGUAACGUUUCUGGAAAAUGUAUGGUCUGCCAAAUGCACAAACAUCUUGCAUUUAUGCUUGCAAAAUUGUGGUUUGAUAGUAUUUUACUGAAUCACAAUACAGAGCUGACUCCUUGACACAUCCAGAUUCCUUUUUGUUCUUCUUUCUAGCUACUUACUCAAAUACUGAAAGUCCUGAGUCAUCUCUGUAAAAAGUGAAACUGUACAAUUGUACUGAACUGAAAUGUUGAAUCUUAUGCUAUUGAAAGUUAACGGAGAUCUCCAAAUUCCUGAAAUUGAUGUGGCAUGACCAGUUCGUUUAGGUGAGAAUACUCACCAUUCUAUUUUCUUUGCUGAACUACAAAAACACACAGCCUUCUGGUGACAAUAGAGUGAGGUCUUACAAUUUUUGACUGUUACCAGCUUUUAGGGAGCACAUCCAUUUUACAGGCAAGUUUAAUUCAGAAGUUACACAAUUACUUUUAAUUAGUUACAGUUACCAUCAAUGUUUUUCACCUUAAUAGCAGAGAAAAGAAAAUAUCCACCAAACGUAGCUCUACUCACAUGUACAUAUUCUCCUCAGCAUCUAUACCAGGGUUAGAGCUGAUAAUAGAGUGGAUAUGUGAAACUUUACACACCUGGUACUUAGUCUUAAACUAGUAUGUGAGCUGUAGUGUGUUUGUACUGUAUAUUGUUACUUCAUAAAAAGCUGUGGACAGAAUUAAUUUGUUGACUAUAUUAUUAAAAUUUGAAGGGUAUGUCUAA
This is a messenger RNA of Amphiprion ocellaris (clown anemonefish), 3216 nucleotides long. RefSeq names its product adaptor related protein complex 1 subunit sigma 1 (gene ap1s1). Gene Ontology annotation, biological process: vesicle-mediated transport; intracellular protein transport. The transcript is spliced from 6 exons. The record is from RefSeq and is a predicted model, not a curated record. Gene Ontology annotation, molecular function: clathrin-cargo adaptor activity. Bases 280 to 753 code for a protein of 157 amino acids. NCBI's taxonomy places the organism in Eukaryota, Metazoa, Chordata, Actinopteri, Pomacentridae. Gene Ontology annotation, cellular component: AP-1 adaptor complex; membrane coat; intracellular membrane-bounded organelle.